Molecule: messenger RNA, 396 nt
Organism: Lolium perenne
Lineage: Eukaryota; Viridiplantae; Streptophyta; Magnoliopsida; Poales; Poaceae
Source: RefSeq, a predicted model, not a curated record
AUGUCGACCGAAAAGCACGACAACAAGGUAGAUCGUGAAGAAGAAGAUUUUAGACGACAGGGAUAUUACUGGCAAUAUUUAAUGUCUGAUCCGUCACAGCCCUAUAUGGACGAGGUCAUGGCUGAAGAAGAGGAUGGUGGGGGUGACAACCGGACCAUUGAUGGCGAGGAUGGUGGGGGUGGCAACCGGACCACCGAUGCUGAGGAUGGUGGGGGUGGCAACCAGACCACCGAUGGUGGGGAUGGCAACCGGACCACUGAUGGUGGGGAUGGCAACCGGACCAUCGAUGGUGGGGGUGGCAACCAUACCACCGAUGGCGAGGAUGGUGGGGUGGCAACCGGACCACCAAUGGUGGGGAGGGCAACCGGACCACCGAUGGUGGGGCUGGCAACCUGA